Molecule: messenger RNA, 1410 nt
Organism: Bacidia gigantensis
Lineage: Eukaryota; Fungi; Ascomycota; Lecanoromycetes; Lecanorales; Ramalinaceae
Exons: 2
Coding region: 1-1410 (469 amino acids)
Biological process (GO): ubiquinone biosynthetic process
Cellular component (GO): mitochondrion
Source: RefSeq, a predicted model, not a curated record
AUGUCAAUAAUCGAACAUGCCAAAAUCGACAUGUAUGACUUUCUGCCUAUCCCCUUUGGUCUAGUUAGAUUCGGGGUUGCACCUGAUCAUCCUGAAGUAAAGGUAGGCGAGUUAAAAAUUCCCUCCCCAUGCAAUAGUAUCAUUGUUACUUUUCUCGGGGAUCAAGCUGUUGAUCUUCCUCAUUUGCAGAAUUGCCAAGAAAGAUUCAGUGAAGUUGCUUCGUCUCCCAAUUUCAAUUUUAUCGGAAACAUAGAUGUAGGGAAAAGCUUGACUUUGAAGAAGCUUAAAGGCCAUUACAAUGCCAUCCUUUUUGCAUAUGGAGCGUCCCAAGAUAGGAAACUUGAGAUCCCGGGAGAGGACGGAUUGAAGGGCAUUUACUCUGCGCGGCAUUACGUUGGAUGGUACAAUGGACUACCGGAGCAUGCGGAACUGAGCCCAGAUCUAUCAACCGGAGACACAGCUGUUGUCAUUGGACAGGGAAAUGUUGCUCUUGAUGUAGCGCGGACGCUCUUGACUAAUAUUGAUGUCCUGCGCAAGACUGACAUGACGGAUCGUGCUUUGUCCGUGCUGUCUAAAAGUAGAAUCAAAAGGGCUGCAUUCACUAUCAAAGAGUUGAGAGAGCUACUUCACCUACCCGAAGUUUCCUUUAGCAAAAUCGACCCUUCACUUCUGCCUCCGCCUGAAAACAAGCUUCCUCGCACACCUCGACGGAUGGUCAACUUACUGAGAGAGGGCUCUACAACUCCAUCCGAUAUGGCAAAUAGAUCUUGGAGCUUUGACUUCAUGCAAUCUCCACGGAGAUUCGUCGGACACGAGAGUCGGCGAGAGCUGAAACAGGUGGAUUUUGAGGAAAAUCGUUUCCAGGAGCUUUCGCAGCGGUUUGAGCCCUCCGCAAGACUGGGCCCGACGACAAGAGCGACUACCAACUCAAUUACAACGUCCAUUGCCUUUCGUAGCAUUGGAUAUAAGUCUGUACCAAUCGACGGAAUGCAAGAGCUGUCAAUACGAUUCAAUGCAGUCCGAGGGAUCAUUCCAAACGAUGGAUACGGACGUAUUCUCGACCAUCCCGACUCCUCGACCUCAUCUGAGGGCCAAGGAGAUGCAUUGCCCGGACUUUAUUGCGCAGGCUGGGUCAAGCGCGGCCCAGCGGGAGUAAUCGCGAACACAAUGGAAGACGCCUUUGCGACUGCCGAAGCCAUCGCCAAGGACUGGGAGAGCGCAAAACCAUUCUUUCCCGGUGGCGAAGGCUGGGAUAUUUUGUCUACCGAAGUCGCACAGAGGGGUUUGCGAACCGUGUCUUGGAUGGAUUGGUUGAAGAUCGAUGAAGCAGAGAAAACCCGUGGCAAGGCCGCGGGAAAGGAAAGAGAAAAGUUUACGACUAUCUCCGAAAUGCUUUCCGUGUUGGAUUGA